AUGACUUAUGGGCCUGAAGACUAUAAGGUCUCCACGAAAUUUCGUGAGUUCGAAGCAGCAUAUGCGCCUCAUCGGGUUCUACGUCACUUGAGUCAUGGCCCUGGUGCUGAUCAUGACAAUACCAAGACGGAAGCAAUCGAAGUUAUCUGUAAAGCGUAUACGGCACUUUACGGAGAAGCCCAGGAGCUUGUGAAAGCCUCGUGCGAGCUCAGGAAUCAGGUCAAACGAUACAAAGAGAAGUUGAGUCUUUGGCAGAAGUGCCUCAAGCGUGAUAAGUUCAUUUUAUUGCUUGAUGGAGCAGAAAUCGAGUUCAAGCGGACAAGGAAAGUCUCCAUUGAUGGGCCGCAGACCAUGGGGUUAGCCAUUUCUGUUCCCGUGUUGGAGCCGACUGAUUGCGGUGUCACGGAACAUGGCACGGCUUCUACACUCAAAGUCUCCGAAAGGCAUCAUGCAGAUAGUGUAGACUCGGGGGACUGCAACCCAAUAAACAUGUCUCGAACCAGCUGCGAAGACUUGCUUCAACUUUCUUCAGCGCAGCCAACGCCAAUAAAGUCGGGUCAACCCGAAAACGAAGCCAUCAUUUCAGCUGCCCAAAUGUCAAUUUCAGCAACGAGAACGUCAGAGUUAGACUGCAUGGUACCGCGACAAGGACCAAUGUAUUCCACCUUGGUCAAAGACGAAACCAUGUCUCCAAGCCCGCCACCCAGCCGAUCGCCAGCAGGUGGAAUUAUUGGCACUCAGGAUCUUGACAAAGUGGGUAAUGCUGUCGAGACUCCCAGAAAGAGGCGGAAAGUUCGAGAUGCCCAUGUUGAAGAACGAGGCACUCUCUUAGAAGCGACUACUGCACCAACCAGCCAAGGGGGGCACACCCACGCACGUCUAUCUCCGUCGCUAUCUUCCUCUUCUCUAAAGCGGCCUGCCGUGCUGCGAUCUUUCGAUGGGAACCUUGGGGCUAGGAAACUUACUCAAUUACCUCUAAAUUCUCACGAAGAAGCUGGGAAGUGGGUCGCCAAAGACUACAUAUCUUCGAUAUUGGACGAUGGUGAUGAAAGCUACUCAAGUCUACCUUCGAGGAAGUUUACUGGAAUGUCAGAGAAAGGCCCUUCAGGCCUUACUCUUGGUGUUGACGGUGAGCCUACUUUCCGGCGACUACAUAGUCUGCUUGAUGGGCAAUUGCCUGCCAAAUUAGAGCUGGAAGCACAAGUAAGGACUGUAGGGAGACUGGGGCAAACAGCUCCAGGCAAUGGGACUCGGAAAACCGGCUACACCAGUGACUCGAUCAUGUCUAAGAGGGACGUGAUAACAGACUCCGGGGAGGAUCCCUUAAGAGCACGACCGCUGCAUGAGCUUCAACUCAAAGAUUUCAAAAUCAAUCCAGAAUACAAUCAAGGAUAUGAUUAUGCCUUUCACAGUGUGAUCCGCAAAAGGGCUGACUUCAAAUGUGCAAAAGGCUGUACGCGUUACGAUUGCUGUGGGAAAAAGUUCCUGGAUUUGGCACGUCUGCAUGGCCUCCCAGCGGACGCAACAUGCUCUAGUCAGGAACGCGAACGAAAUGACCAAAAUGUCCUCAGAGACUUUCUUGGGGAUGAACAAAAUCUGAUUGAUAGGUUGUGUGUGGACGACCGGAAUCAUCUCCUACAAGAAGCGAAGGCAAGGCUGAUGGCCAAUCAAUUCGGUAGGCACAGGCAACAGCAUCCGCGCGCCAGGUCACCUCCCGGGUUCUGGCGCACUGAUAUGCCUAGCACUCAAGAAUUGGUACGCGACCACGAGGAAGCUAAGAGGCUCGAGAGGGAUCUAGUCAAGGACAGGCACAGAGAUGCAACGCAACCCGGGGGGCUCUGGAAGUUCGCAGAUGAGUGAGCAUAUACUCAUCACAGAGCUUCUUUUUUUGAAUGAAGCAAGUACUGUACAUACCAUUUUCUAACAAAG
This is a messenger RNA of Aspergillus homomorphus CBS 101889, 1929 nucleotides long. RefSeq names its product SAE2 C-terminal domain-containing protein. The transcript is spliced from 2 exons. Lineage: Eukaryota; Fungi; Ascomycota; Eurotiomycetes; Eurotiales; Aspergillaceae. Gene Ontology annotation, biological process: DNA double-strand break processing involved in repair via single-strand annealing; double-strand break repair via homologous recombination. Bases 1 to 1860 code for a protein of 619 amino acids. Gene Ontology annotation, molecular function: flap-structured DNA binding; Y-form DNA binding; double-strand/single-strand DNA junction binding. Gene Ontology annotation, cellular component: site of double-strand break. The record is from RefSeq and is a predicted model, not a curated record.